Molecule: messenger RNA, 4278 nt
Organism: Drechmeria coniospora
Lineage: Eukaryota; Fungi; Ascomycota; Sordariomycetes; Hypocreales; Ophiocordycipitaceae
Product: nuclear pore complex subunit
Exons: 2
Coding region: 1-4278 (1425 amino acids)
Biological process (GO): RNA export from nucleus; protein import into nucleus
Cellular component (GO): nuclear pore
Molecular function (GO): protein binding; structural constituent of nuclear pore
Source: RefSeq, a predicted model, not a curated record
AUGGCUUUUGGAUUUGGAAACUCGGGAAAUGUCAUGGCCGGCGGUGCAGCUGGAGGGGUCAACUCUGGGCCCGACUUGGAGACGAUCCAGACAGAGGCCCUCGGCUUCCUCUCCGUUGCCGGUGAUGCCAAGGUUCGCCUGACCUCCCCAUGGACCUCCCUGCCAGCCCCGACUUCGUCGCUCCUCAGCGUUGCGUCUCGAAGGGGUCUUGUUGCUGCCGCCGGGCCCGACCAGGUAGUGGUCGCGCAGACAGAAGCUGUUCGAAAAGCAUUCGAGUCUUCCAGAGAUGGCAGCUCUGAUAUCCGACCCUUCCAGCCGCAUCUCACCUUGCCUAUGCCCAUGCGUGUGGCUCAUAUCGCUUUCACUGCUGAUGAGAAUUACCUAAUUCUCUCUGCCGAGUCCGGGGGGGGUCUUGCGGUAUACGAAGUGCAGAGCCUACUUCAGGGGUCCUCGAACCCAGUCUUUGAACUUCCCACCAACGGCGAGUCCCUCCGAUCACUUAUCCCGAAUCCGACUCCCGAGAAAGCGGAGCUGUGUGCUAUCGUGACGGGUGGUGGAAAUCUUCACAUGGCCGAUCUCAAGGAGAGGAGGUUGAGCCACGUCCUCAAAGGCCAAGUCAGCUGCAUCAGUUGGAGCACCAAGGGCAAGCAGCUCUGUGCCGGCCUCGCCGACGGCUCCAUCCACCAGAUGACGCCCGAAGGAACGGCUAAAGGUGAAAUCCCGAAGCCACUUGGGUUGGGUAAUUGUCAUGGUAUGUACAGCGACUGGCAUCUGUUCCACUCCACUCCGUUGCUGAGACACGUCCGUCCAGUUUCCUCUCUCACCUGGCUGGAGAACAACCUCUUCCUCUCCAUUCACUCCACCUCGGGCGAAUCGCCACCGAACUCCGUCUACCAUAUCAUCACAAGGGAGCCGCCCUCAACGUUUACUUUCAGAAAGCUUGCCGAUCCCAUCGAGCCCUUUGGCUCGGAAAAAGUCGCUCAUCAUUCCAUUUUGAGACUGAAGGAUUUCCCCCCAGAUCUUCAGGAUCUGCUCAUCGUAUCGUCGACGGCAUCCACCGAGGUUGGCCUCUUGAGCAGAUCGAGCGCACCGCUCGCCAAUGACAAGCCGGCAAACACCAUCACUGGUGUCUUCACCACCACCGAGCUGCUUGAUGACACGAAGCGGCCAACGCUUCCUAUGACGGAUGCCAUGGAUGAUUCGACCCCUAUCGGCGUUGCGCUGGACUUGUCGAGCAAAGAACGAGUGUACAAGCCCAUUCCUUCCGACGAGGAACUGGAAGAGUCUCCGGGACCGCUACCGGGCUUGUGGAUUCUCACGCACGAAGGCGUGCUUUGCUCCUGGUGGGUGGUGUAUACGGAUUCUAUCAGGAAAGGAACCGCAUACUCCGGGUUUUCCGCUCUCGAAGGCUCUACCGCAAUUGCUACUCCGGCAAAGCCAGCCCCUACAGUCUCGGCGUUUACCCCUGCUUCUGCCGCCGCCACGCCUGCCUUUGGCGCCGCCGCUCAGAUAGGGCAAAAAUCAUCUCCGUGGGCUGCUUCAUCCGCAGCGCCAACGUCAAACACGGGUGGAGCAACGUUUGGAUCCAGCGCAUUUGGCACACCGUCUGCCUCGGGCGCGGCUUUUGGCAAACCAAGCGCUCUAGGAUUUGGUCAGUCCUCACAAGUCGGCAUGCGCACUUCGCCCUGGGCCUCGGCCGGGGCCUCCGGGCCUCCAGCUUUCGGUCAGUCUGGCUUCUCCAACUUUGCCAAAGCUGGAAAUCCUUUUGCGGCAACACCAGAUGCUGCAUCAUCUGGUGGCGGAUUCGCUGGGUUUGCCAAACAAACUGGCGCGGGCGGCUUUGCUUCCGUCGCGAGCAACAGUGGAGGUGCACGCUUGUUCGACAGCGGAAGCAAGGCUACCGUCAACCCAUUUGCAUCCACCUCCACCAGCAAGGAUACCGUAUUCUCCGCCAAGGAGGAAAAGUCUUCAGGUUCGGUAUUCGGUGCAACUCCCUUCAAGUUAGAGUCCUCCUUCAAGCCGGAUACGCAACAGAAUGAAGUGAACGAGCAGCCUACUGGAUCUUCAAUGUUCGGGAAUGCUUUCGGAUCAGCGCUCGGCGAUGUCGGCCGAUCGACGACACCUCCGGCUAAAGACGAAGAUAUGGAUGCUGCCGAGUCGACAGAACGCACACCACAAGCCGAACCAACAUCCGUCUUUUUGGCCCGUUCGAACCAGGAAUCCACUACGCCCACAACUACGCCUGCUCCAACAAGAUUUGGCCCUUCGCCCUCACUCACCCAGGAGUCAUCCUCGUUUGGCCAGCCUAGCAAGAGCAACGGCGCAGCUGGGAUUUUUGGUAGUUCUACUUUGGAAACUCCAAAAUCGGGUGGCUUCUCGGGUUUCUUCAGUCAGCCGAAAGAUUCUCCCCAAGCAGAGUCCACGGCGGAGCAGGCGACACCCAAUAUCAAGUUGGAGGAAGAAGCGAGCAAGCCUUCCAAGCCGGAGGUUGCGUCGCUCACCUCGGGUAUUUCAACAACCCCGAAACCUCUUGCGACAACUCGUGAUGCUGAUAUACCGAAAGUGAUAGACGAUGCACCCCUACCCCCUGACUUUACCAAGCUGUCAAAGCCUGCUGUGCCGGAUGCUCCAUUGCCCCCUGAUUUCGGCGCCGGGUUGAGCGAGUCGGAGCCGGAAGCGGACGAUGCACCACUGCCGCCCGAUUUUAUUAUCCCCAAAGCACCUUCGAGGGGGCGAUCUGACAUCCCUGUCAUUCCUGAAGGCGCCGAAAGCGACAGUGACCUUGGAGAAGACAACGCAUCCGAAGGCAGCGGAGUCGAUGUUGCACAAGAUCUGAGCCCUAGCACGGACGGUCCCUCGCCUACGCCAGGCUUCAGCGUUCAAAGCUCUUUUGACGAUCGUGGAGGCAAGUCAACGACGGAUGGAUCAAAGCCACUCUUUGGCAGAAUCAGUCGAAACGCACCUGUAUUCCCUCUGCCCAGUGCCACCAGCCCGCGGUCGCCGAGUCCGUUGCGGGGUGCCGUAUCACAGCGAGUUAUCAGAUCUGAUGCGACGCGGUCGGUCAGUGCUCCCGGUAUGGCAUCACAAAUCCUGGGAUCCAAGAAGCCACUUUCACAGCUCGGCGCGUCAAUCGUCAGCAAGGAGAAGCUGGCGCAUGCCGAGGACCAGUUCCUCAUUCAGCAUCGAAAGCUUAAGGAGCGUCAGGAGGCGGAGGAGGCUCAGCCGCUGGUUGAUGAAGAAGACGACGAGGUGCAAAAGGUUCUCGCGUCGGAAGUCGAAGGUACGCUGGACUUGGAUGAGUUCAUCGCGCAUUCCAACGUCGCUCCGCCCGCGAAGGACAGCAUACCCUCACAGGUGGAAGCGGUUUAUCGUGAUAUCAACUCGAUGAUCGAUACCCUGGGCCUGAACUCGCGAGCCGUCAAGGCCUUCACCAAGGGCCACCUGGAAAAUAUCAAGAAGGAGGGUCGGACAAAAGAUGACCUGGAAGACCCUGAUGAUUGGGUCAUGUGCGAGGGUUCAGAGUUGGGCGAGGUUCUGGACAACGACCUGCACAACGACCUGGAAGACGGGCGCGUGCAGGAUCUGGACGAUAAGCAAGACGCCUGCCAAGAUGUGGCCCGAGAUAUGCAACGGCUGAGGGCCAAGCAGGAAGACCUGAAACGAGUCAUCAUGACUCGGUUGGAUCCUGGCCAGGCUGACGUUGCCCGCUCGCUACCUCUCAGUGCCGAGCAGGCCGCGCAGCAGAACGAGCUCCGGCGAGAAUUCACCAACUUUGCGCGACUGCUGGCUCAAGCUGAAGAAGCCUUGACGCUCCUCAAGACGAGGCUGGCGUCUUGUACGGGCACCACAGGGCGCGCCAACGCCAACGCGCCCACUGUCGAGGCCGUGAUGCGGACUAUUUCCAAGAUGACAUCGAUGGCAGAGAAGCGGAGCGGAGACAUCGAUGUGCUAGAGACGCAAGUGCGGACGAUGCGCCUUGGGUCCAUCAGCCGUGAGGGGUCUCCGAUGGUGACGCCGCAACCUAGGAGGAGCAUCAUGAUGUCGCCUGAGUCGACGCCAUCGCGCACAUUGCGCCAAAGUCUGUCCGGGAGCGUCAUGUCUUUGGGUCCGGGGGGAGGCAGGACUUCGACACCGCGGAAGAAAGCGAGUGGGUUCAGCAAGGAGGAAAAGGACGAGUUGAUGGGGAAGAAGGCGCGACGACAAGCUAUCUUGGCAAAAUUCAAGAGCAGCGUGGAAAAGAAAGGCGUUAGUGUUUGGAACAUGGAGGACAUUGAAUAA